AUGAAAGCUGUCACAGCCUUUUUGCUUGUGCUAUGUCACCUGGCCAUCAGUCAUGCCUGGAACUGUGGCGGGGCUCCAAGGUUGAGUAAUAUCAGACAGAUUGAUGCUGGGCAGGGGCAAGUCGUCGCCACAACCAACCACAAUUAUGCAUAUUUCCUGGUUGGUCCAUACUGGCAAUAUCUGCGUACAAAUAAGAUCAAGCAUAUCACAGUGGGACCUGCAGGACUGUGGGCAGUUGACACCUCAAACAAGGUCAACAAAUAUGUAGCUGGCAAAUUUCUUCCAGCUACUGGUUUGGCUAUGCAGCAGGUGGAUGCUGGAGGUGAUGUCAAUAUUGCUGGAGUAAGUCCCUCCAAAAAGCCCUAUUGUCUGACAACUUUUAGGACUUUGAGCUACAGGGGAAGAAGCUCCCCCAGCUGGACUACCUUUUCAGGGUCUUUGAAGUACUUCAGCUGUGGCCCACUGUUCGGAUGCUGGGGAACGAACUCACACAACCAGGUUUACAUGACAAAGAAAAUUACAACGACAAACUGUGGCAUGUCUGGCUGGUUGCACGUGUCAGGGUUAGCUGUGAAAGUGAUUGAGGUGGGGACCGAUGGAAGUGUCUUUGCAGUGACUACAACAGGCAAGGUCUACCAAAGAGUCGGCAUCACCGGCAGUCGUCCACAAGGCUCAGGUUGGCGCCUCGUCCCUAUGUGCAUGGCCAUCAAGCACGUGAGCUAUGACCUGGGCACACUUUGGGUUGUGACCACAAGUGGUUUGACUAUGCGAUGCACACACUAA
Molecule: messenger RNA, 783 nt
Organism: Scomber japonicus (chub mackerel)
Lineage: Eukaryota; Metazoa; Chordata; Actinopteri; Scombriformes; Scombridae
Product: fish-egg lectin-like
Exons: 5
Coding region: 1-783 (260 amino acids)
Source: RefSeq, a predicted model, not a curated record